This is a messenger RNA of Parnassius mnemosyne (clouded apollo), 5456 nucleotides long. The record is from the annotation of a GenBank genome assembly. NCBI's taxonomy places the organism in Eukaryota, Metazoa, Arthropoda, Insecta, Lepidoptera, Papilionidae.
AGUUGUGCGGGGCGCUCCGCUAAGUGUGCAUGUGUCAGGGAGCUACAUCGGCGCGAAGCUAUCAAAAUGGGAAGUCGAGCACGAAUGUUAGUCAAACUUUGUGAGCAAGAAUGUUCAAAAUUUGAUAGUAUUGGGGACCAGUCUCUUCCUUCAAAAACUGUUAUUUCUACUAGUGCAAAUGAGAUAUUUUCUGCAGAACAAAACCAAGACGUCAGCAACAUUAUUUCAAACAUUGAUACUGCUUGCUCUAGUCAACGUAAGUCGGUUUUUCUACAUUACUUACGUUUAUUUGCAAAGUUAUAUUCUUGUGAUUGUACAUUGUUGUAGUUGUAUUCGGAUUAACUAUUUUAUUUAAAUUAUUGUUUGUUUAUUAAUAAUAAUAAUAAUAAUAAUCUUUAUUUGCGUAAAACAUGGUAUAUAUGUUGUUCACAGGUAAAAAUCGAGCGCUCAUGUUUUGCUUAUUUUACAUAGCAUGCAAAUAUAUUUAAACAAUGUCAAAUUUUCUUUAACUAUUUGAAGUACAUUAGUCACCUGAUUUAGUUAACAAAGAGAAAUAAUAUUAUAAUAAUUAAUUACAUGUCAAUUUCAAUACCUAAUAAUAGUUGCACAGCUUAAUCAAAGAUAUAUUGUACAAUACUAUAUUUUAUUAUUUUAUAUUUAUUACAAUAAUUAAAUGUUUUUUUUAAAUAAAUGUUAUCCAGUACAUAAUCUAAUUUUUUUCUAAGAAUUGUUUUACACUAUAGAAAUUAUUUUCAUUCAGCCAUUUGUACAAUUUCUUUUUGAACAAUGUAAUAUUUAGGGUUUUAAGUUCGUCAGGGAGCUUGUUAUAUAUUCGGACACACAUGGUAAGGCAACUUUUGCCAUAUUUUUGUGAUUUAGGUAUAUCCUUAAGUACUAGCUUGUGUGGGUCCCUACGUGAGCGAGUAGUCUGUACCUCACAAGCUUUUUCAAAUAAUUGUUUGUGUCUCUGCACAAAAACACAAACUUCUAAAAUAUAUAUCGUUGGUAGUGGCAGUAUUCCAAGACCUUUAAAUAGAGGCUGACACGAUUCAUCAGGUCGGACUCCGCAGAUUGCCCUAAUGCAUUUUUUCUGCGCAAUAAAAGCCCGAUUCCAAUCCGAACUAUUUCCCCACAUCACCAGUCCAUAACGGAGUAUAGACUCGGCAUAUGCUCGGUACGUCAUAACAGAUGUUUUUAUGUCAGUCACUUUUUUUAUUUGGUUGAGCGCGUAACAACAUUUGUUUACUUUAUUACAAACUUCAUCGAUAUGUGCUUUCCAGUUCAGAUUCUGGUCUAUGACAACACCUAAAAAUUUUGUUUUUUCUAUUUGAUUGAUUUUUGUAAUGUUUAGCUUGAAAUUGUAUUGGUUAUGUUUUGACUUAUUAAACUGAAUAAAAUUUGAUUUUGUCAAGUUAAUUUUUAAAUUGUGAGCUUGUAGCCAUUCAAUUAUAUUAUCAAUUGUAUUAUUUAUGUCCAAUUCGUGAUUAUAUAUUGAAUUCUUAUUUUUUUUAGUCCUAACUAUAACCGAAAUGUCAUCAGCGUAUGUAAUACAUUCAUGACUUGUCGCAUCAGAUAUGUCAUUAAUAUAUAAUAUAAAUAAUAUGGGCCCUAAGAUACUGCCUUGUGGAACACCAUUAAUAUUUUCAAUGCAGUUGGAUUUAUAUGUUCUUAAUUCUUUAUUGAUUAGUUUUGUUAUCGUGACACAUUGAGUACGAUUUGUUAAAUACGAAGCAAUCCAUUGCAACGUAAUACCCCUUAUUCCUAUUUUUUCCAAUUUAUUUAAUAAUAGAUCGUGUGAUACGAAGUCAAAUGCCUUAGUCAAGUCAAAAAACAGUCCCGUAGUCAAAUAAUUAUCAUUAAUAUUGGUCAACAAUGUAUUGAUUAGGUGAUGAAUAGCUAAGUUAGUCGAUUUAUGUUUUUGAAAGCCAUAUUGAUUUUUAUUUAUAAUGUUAAACUUAUUGCAAAAUUCUAGGAGCCUUUUAUACAUACACUUUUCAAAUACUUUUGAAAGUAUAGGUACAAGGGUAAUUGGGCGAUAAUUGCUAACAACGUUUCUGUUGCCACGUUUGUGUAUAGGCUUUACAAUGGAGGACUUUAAUGUUUCUGGAAAGCUUCCUGAUGAGAAUGACAAAUUGACAAGAUGAGUCAAAAUGUCAAUUAUUUUAUCAAUGCAUGACUUCAAUAUGUGUGUAUUUAUGCCAUCGUAGCCUACAGAGUUGGUUUUAUUUAAGGUCAUUACCUCUAAUUUUACUUCAUUUGCUGACAUGGGUUUAAGGAACAUUGUGCUUAAGUUAAAAUUGUUCGUAAUAUAAGAGCCUUCAGCAUUGUUUACAUUAUUAAUACAAAUUUUUCCGAUGUUUGUAAAGUAGUUGUUAAAUAUUUGGGAUAUUUCUUCCGGGUUUGCUAUGUCGGAGUCGUCAAUUUUUAGAUAGUCAACAGAAGCUUCGCUUUGUGUUAUACCUAUUUCAUUUUUUAUUAUAGACCACGUUGCUUUACAUUUAUUAUUACUGUUUUGAAUAAAUUUAAUGUUUGCAAGUCUCUUAGAUUUAUUUAUACAUUUUUUUAGGAUAUUUGAAUAUGUAAAAUAUUUCUGUCUAUUGCUUGCUGAUUUAUGUGUAUAAUAGUUAUAUCGGAGUUUUCUCUUUGUGUUACAACUUUUUAGUAAGCCUUUACUAAACCACAUGCGAUUGUUUUUAUUUGAGUUAUUAACCUUUACUUUUUUAGUUGGGAAACACAAAUCGUAGAACAACUUGAAGUUCGAAUGAAAAUUAUUGAAGGCUAUAUUCAAGUUAGGUUCACUAUAUACUUCAGACCAAGAGAGGCUAUUCAAGCAUUCCUUAAACUUUUUAAUAUUUUCUAAAGAAUAGUCUUUUUUGAAUGAGUAGUAGGAUUUUUCUGUUUUAGGAAUGUUUUUUUGGAUCGGAAUACUCAGUAGUUUAUUUUAGCAUCGAUUGUGACAGAAAAUGUUAUUUCUUCUCUAAAUAAGGCGGAUCCGUCACCGAUCCUCCUAGAAAACAACGAAAACGAUAGUGAAGACGAAACUAAAGACUUUUCUCCAGACGAUAGUGGUGAUGAAUAUAAGCCAGAGAAAUCUGUACAACGCAACCGUAUUAAUUCAACGUCAUCUAACUCAUCUUCGGGCUCUUCAUGCUCAACUUCAUCGUCUAGUUCAUCUGGUACUACUUCUAGCUCACCAUCAACAUCGAUUACUCAUGAUUCCGUCAGAAAUUCCAAUUUUAUAGAUACCAGCCAAGAUUUAGCGCUACCUUCCGAGACUGCAGUUACCAAGAGAGGCAAGAAGAGAGUUCGUAAUGAAUCUGCAUGGAUAAAAAAUGUACGAAAACGUCAGCGAAAUUCUGGAGAACAAUACGUAUCUAGAACUGGCAAAACUGUUGCAGCUAAAUCUAUUAAACCACCUUGCACAGAAAAAUGUAGGCUCAAAUGCCGUAAUAAAAUAACGGAGGAACAAAGACAGGAGAUAUUUGAAUGUUAUUGGGGCUUGGGAUCACUACAAAGACAGCGUGAUUUUUUGAACUCCUGUUUAAUAACUUUGAAAGUUCCCUACCGUCGAGUAAAAGAAGGAGCUGCCAAAGCUAGGAACCAAAAUUGUGUUUUUAAUUUCACGGUGAAUGGUGAAACUAAACGGACGUGCAAAACUUUUUUUUUAAAUAGUUUGGGUAUAUCAGAGCGAACACUGCGAACGGUUAUUGAAGGUAAAAACAGUUCUGGUACAGGUGUGAUCCCUCAGGACAAGCGUGGCAAGCAUGCUCAUCAUAAUCAAGUAAACCCAGAAAUCAUGCAAUCCGUUCGCGAUCACAUUAAUUCCGUGCCUAGAAUUGAGAGCCACUAUACUCGGGCUAACACAACUCGUGAAUUUAUUGAUGGCGGUCUUACCGUUAAAGAGCUGCAUCGAAAUUACGUAUCUAGUAGAGGAACGAUGCCAUCGGCAACUUUUGACACGUAUUACCGAAUUUUCAACACUGAAUUUAACCUAUCAUUUUUUGUACCCAAAAAAGAUCAGUGUGAUCUAUGCGAGUCUUAUAAAAAUGCUGUCGGGAAAGACCAACUCAAAUUAAAAGAAGCUUAUGAAGAGCAUUUAAAACAAAAAGAUUUAAGUAGGAAAGAGAAAACUAAGGAUAUUGAGUUACUAAAAGAAGAUGGUAACAAUAUCGUUGCAAUAUACGAUUUACAGGCAGUUAUGCCUGUACCUAUCGGUAAUAGUUCAGCGUUUUUUUACAAAUCAAAGUUGAACUGCCUAAACUUUACGGUUACAAACUUAAAAGAUAGCGUAACAAAUUGCUAUUUCUGGCACGAGGGUCUUGGCAAUAGAGGAGCUAUAGAAAUUGGUUCUUGUGUGUUCAAAUUUCUGAAAGAGACUGCAGAGCGUCAUGCCAAUAGCAAUAUAAUAUUUUAUUCUGACAACUGCUGUGGUCAGCAAAAGAAUAGAUUCCUGCUUGGCAUGUAUUACUAUGCGGUUGAAACUCUUCCAAUAAAUUCAAUCACACAUAAAUUUUUGAUACGUGGGCACACUCAAAAUGAGGGCGACAAUGCUCAUUCGCUCAUCGAAAAGUCAAUUAAAAGAGCAAAAAAGUCAGGUCCUAUCUAUAUUCCAUACCAGUACGUGCAACUUAUACGCAACACCAAGAAAACUGGGAAUGCUUUUGUAGUAAACGAGCUUAACUAUGACGAUUUUUAUGAUUUAAAAAAGCUAUUUGAAGAUAUUACACUAAAUGUUAACAAAGAUCUGCAAGGUAACCAGAUAAAACUAUCUGAAAUAAAAUCUAUACGAUUUGUUAAAAAUAGUGAGACUUACGAUUUAAAAUAUUCUUACGAGGGUGAAUGGAUAACUGUCAAAUCAAAAACAUCUACUAAUACUCGAAAAAAUCGGUCCGAUAAUAAUUUAAAUAUUACUGAAAUACGUUUGAGAGCAGCUUACAAUUCCAAACUUACGAUUUCUGAUCAAAAAAAGCAGGAUUUGCGUACUUUGUUAGAAAAAAACAUUGUUCCCAGGUGCUAUUCCGGAUUUUACGAGAGUUUGUUUUAAGUUACCUGAGUAGGUACAAUUUUUUUAUUGUUUUUAUUAAGUUUUAAUUUUUUAUGUAAGUAGUAUGUCUAAUGAAACGAACGUAAGACUGAAAUGUUUAAAAAUAGUUCUAACAUUCUACUGAUCUUUUAAGACUGACUUUUAAGAAUAACUUUUUAAAUGUGCCCUGCACAUUUUUUAGAUUUUAAGAAUAUUGUUAUAAACAGCUGAUUUUUCUGUGCCAUAUUAGAUAGUAGUUAUUAAGAGGGUUAAAAAACUAAUUUUAUAUACCUACUAUAUUGUUUAAUUUCGUAUUGAAUAGUUCCUAUUAAAGUGUAAUUAAGAUGAAGGACAUCUACAAAUGAUUCAUACUAUGUCACCACUGACUGCCAUUGUUAAUUUUUAUUGAAAUAAUACAAAAUGUGUUGAUUGG